CAGUAAUGACAAAUAUAUGCAAUCAUCAUGUAAAGAUGGCGGCGAAACUAAGAACUCAUAGCCGCCACGGAAGUGUGGUCAGAAUCGGCUUUUACAAUAUCGAAAAAACUAUCGGAAAAGGGAAUUUUGCCGUGGUCAAACUUGCCACACAUUGCAUUACUAAAUCUAAGGUUGCUGUCAAAAUUAUAGACAAGAGUCAACUGGACGACGAUAAUUUGACCAAAGUUAAACGGGAAGUAAAAGUUAUGAAAAAACUCGCCCAUCCUCAUAUAAUCAAGCUUCACGAGGUUAUGGAAACAGAAAGAAUGCUUUAUCUCGUCACAGAAUAUGCAAGCAAAGGAGAAAUAUUCGAUUACCUUGUAGCUCAUGGAAGGAUGCAGGAAAAAGAGGCCAAGAAUACAUUCAAUCAAAUUGUGUCAGCCAUUGAGUAUUGCCAUAAGAUGAACAUUGUACAUAGAGACUUAAAGGCUGAAAACCUUCUUCUUGAUGAAGAUAUGAACAUAAAAAUUGCUGAUUUCGGCUUUAGCAACAUAUUCCAAGCGGACAAGAAGCUAAAGACAUGGUGCGGGAGUCCCCCUUAUGCAGCACCUGAGCUGUUUGAGGGAAAGGAGUAUUUAGGACCAGAAGUGGACAUAUGGAGCCUUGGUGUGGUUCUGUAUGUGUUGGUCUGUGGCGCCCUUCCAUUUGAUGGCAGCACGCUCCAGAGCUUGCGAUCACGUGUGCUGGAUGGAAGAUUUCGAAUACCUUUUUUCAUGUCCACAGAAUGCGAACACCUUAUCCGUCACAUGCUUGUGCGUGACCCUGUCAAGAGAUUCACCAUCCCACAGAUCCGCCAGCACAAAUGGAUGGCAGAGGUGACUGGCAAAAAGAACAAGGAAGAGAAUCCACUGUAUAUCCAUGAGUCCUGUCAAGAUGUGGACAUUCGAGAAGAUGUGAUCCGAAAGAUGAAAAACAUGGGCUUCGACCGCGAGAAAACCAUUCAGGCGAUCAAAAACAAAGACUACGACCACAAUGCUGGUGUCUACUCACUUCUGCUCUAUAACUGGGAGAAAACUUCCCAAGAGGACUCGAGUGCUUGCACCACCCCUCCUAUGCUAGGGCCGGUUAUAUCUCCGAGCCCCUCCCCCAUGGGGAUGAGCUCUGUUUCAGAUGACACGGAGAUGAUGGAUACUGACAGUGAAAUCGGUGACACCACGAGUCAUGUGCAAACCCGACGUCCUUCGGUCCCAGUACCUGUCGUUCACGUUACGCCGGACUCUCCGACCAGGAAAAUGGGUACGGGUGGUAUGUGGCAACCAAAUGCUGCGAAUUCCUCUGAAGAAAACGAAGAGGAUGAUCAGUUAUCGGACGAGAUGCCCCCUAACCUGAAGGCGUAUCUUGCGAAUCGUAGAUACACAGUGACUGCUGUUGACCCAAUGCAUGAGAUAUCGGAAGAAUUAAGAGAAUUAUUGAAUCAAAAAAUUCUACAAGCGCCACUUAGCCCGCAUAGUCAUGAAAACCCUUUCACGCAUUUCCAAGUCCUUCCACCCGGUUUACCCCCGCUCAGUCCGACCACAGAUCUGUCCCUCGCUUACAAGGAGCAAAGCCUUCAGCUGCCAACUGUCUUCCAGCUCCGCCAGCCCUUGGGACGAAGAGCUUCAGACGGGGCUGCAAGUCUAGCUGCUGGAAUCGCCCAGUUUCACCAACUUCGAGCGCUGACGAACCAGUUGGAUCCUGCUCUGAGUAAUCCAGGGUCCCUGGUGAAUACAUCACCUCUAGGAAGUAGCCAUCAACCUGGCUUCCCAUUAUCUUCCCCUGGACCUUCAAGCCCACAUGUCUCGGACAAUGCGUAUGAUAGCGGGUCUGACCAAGAGCCUGAUCCCGAGGCUGUGGCUCGCUACAUGUCCAGACGCGGUGGACGGCAACGCCACACUUUAGGAGUAACAGAGGCUUCAUCCGAGAUCCCUGAUGAUCUUCAGAUGAAGCUUUUGCAACUCCCUCUGAAGUCACGCCGGUCUGGGUUUUCCCCUGGUCGCGAGCGUACACCUCGGGAGGGUAACCACAUUACAGCACACACUGGAAUAAGGUAUAACUCUUCUCGUCGGGCCUCCGAUGGUGCUGCUUCUAUUCUCGCCUUCAAACAGCACUUGGAACGGGGUAAUGGCAGUGGCUCGAAGCGCAACAGUCUGAAGGAGCUACAGGAGGAACACCAGAAAUUACGAGAGCAGUAUGGGGACUUGGUUGAAGAGGAGACACAGCGGGUCCAGCAGGAGCAGCAUCAGCUGCAUCGAUAUCAACUGAUGGGUCGCAGAGCGUCGGAUGGCGCAGACGCACUUACUCAGUUCCUACAGCAGCGGUGUCAAAACUCCUCCAGUCAGGAGCUUGAUUUGGCGGGAACAGCUCAGGAGGAAGAGUUUGAAGAGGCGCCAGAAAUCCACCAAGAGCCGCUACUCCAGCAAGAGAUGCAAAAGCUCAAUAUAGAGCCUUGUGUGGCGCCAGCCCAAUACGAUGCAUACUUAGGGAACCCUUCAACUUCUGUCGCCUCAGAUUUGAAGGGCUUGGUACAGACGGGGAUCACGUCGGUAUCACCUCGUACGAGUGUCAUUGUAGAAGAGUCGGACGCUGAGUCGUCCAUAGAUGAAGAAGACGAGGAUGCUCCAGAAUAUAUAGACCAGGUCUCUUCAAGUCCACCUCAACAUGAUUACAUGCCAACACUAGCCUCUGUCUCGUCCCCAGUACCUUCACCUCCUUCCUCGCCACUGGUUUCUGCGGUCCCUAUAAAUCAGCGGUAUCCUCUACCAGACAUGACAAGUCGUAACUCAAAUAAUAGCAUCCAUGAAAACAACGAUUCCAACAUCCUCUCGAACAUUCCAAUGAAUAUUCCGAACCUUGCAUCUUUAAGCGUAAACGAGAAUGACCUUGUUGACUUGGCGACUACCUCGUGGGGGAUGGACUCUGGUAGGCUAUCCCCGACAACCCUGUCUUUGUUGUCGACGCUUGGCGUUCCCCGGGGUACCCUCCUUGGUGGGAACAUGAGCCCCAGGUUUCAACCCCGACACUACAGGCACCACACCGUGCCAUCCACACAAGAGGCGUGGAACUCUAUGGACUUGCUACGACGGGUGGCGGUUAACAACGUGUUAACCUCACAGAACCACGCCCGGGACAUGCUUAAUAAUAACAAUAUCAACUUAAAGAAUGCGGACAAUGCUAGCUUGCUUCGUAGCUUAUCCCCUAACGGGACCAUAGGCCAAGAGCCUGUGUUCAAGUCCAGCAGCAAAGGGGACCUCAGUAGCGAACUCUCUCCCAGCGUGCGACUGGCCUUUGCCGUUAACAUGACGUCACACAAAGACAUCCCGGAUAUCAUUACGGAAAUAAGACGAACUCUAGACCAGCGGUCUCCUAACGUUGUGUAUGAGCAGUCAGAACACGUGUUUACGGUACAGCACGGGUCUGUUACCAUGGAGAUUGAGGUGUGUCAUUUGCCUGAUCCCUACUCGCUUAAUGGACUUCGCUUGCGGAGGAUCAGCGGUAACCAGUGGCAGUAUAAAAAGCUGUGUCAUGAGUUACUAGGUGGAAUGGAUCUGUGAGACCCCCCCCCCCCCCCCCCUGGUAACCUUAUCAAGAAUGUCGGUACGUUGUUUUCUGAGAGUAGCAACCGUUACCUUAGUAGAGGAUGCAAUUAAAACAAACGUAGAACCCAGAAUGAUUACUUGAGACGGAUGGAACGCCAUCACUCGGAGAGGUUUCUCUGUUUACUUGAGGAGAAGACGUAUAUUUUAUUAAUUCCUUUAAUUUAUUUUUAUUGACAUCGUCCAUCACAAAAACAUUUCUUAUAGAAAGUAACAUGUGAUGCUCAUCAGAAUAGAAGAUAUAGUCAAGUACAGAUUGCCUAACCGCCUAUAGCUACGGCGAUACUUAUGGCGUCUUAGAUUGCGUGACACGGGCAAAUCUUCCCCAGGCUGCGUGGCGAUUACGUCAUCUCAAGGCUUGCAUGACGGCCAAAUCAUCCCAAGCUUGCGUGACGGUAACACCAUCUUAAGCUUGCGUGAUGAUCAGUCUUCUCAAGCUUGCGUGAUGGUAACACCAUCACAAUUGUUCAUCAAAUACCGAUUACGUCGUACCAGUCACGCAACCUUCGAGUCAAUGGCUAGUGGGUAUCGCAUAGGCAAAGAAGGUAGCUAUCAAUAUAUAGACAGAAGUUUGACUUGAACUUUAGUUAGUUUAGAUGGCAUCCAGUUUUGGAUAUACGUAUUUAAGAAUCGACUUCACAGAAAGUAAUAUAUUCGUCGAAGAGAGCCAACAUUUUAAGAGAGUAUAUCUAUUAUACUGCUAUCUUCUCGUGACAGCUGCAAGCUGUGUUGUAAUAUUUGUAGUGUGCUAUAUGCUAUAGUCAGGCUUUAUGAUUAGAAGUUUGAGCACUGGUUGGUUGUGGUUACAACUGUUUUCACUCCUAUUCAAUUCGAACUACUACAUGCAAAUACACCUCGUUUCAUAUCCUCGCAGUGGUUCAUGGGUAACGAAUAAAUGGCUGAAUCGCGAUCUCUGAAAUUCGGGUGAAUGUUUAACAAACUUAUAACAGCUUUUCAAACCUUCAUUUUAUUUACACUUCUUUGCUUAUUUAUUUGUUACCCAUGAAAUAUCAGUUUUGCUUUGGGUGUAUUUCGGUAUAUUUUUAUAUACCAUUUAUAAAGAUUGUUCAAAAUCAUGGCUCAGCCCGGACUUAACAGCGGGCACUGAUUGGUCUAUCGCUUUUGAUUGUAAGUUAAGCCUAUGAGAAAAAAAAACGUUACAUAUUUGACUCUUGUCAAAACUGUGACAAAUCUUGUUGUAUUAGCGAGUAAGCCGUUCGCUCAAACUCGUCUCUAAAAGCCUCUAUGGUAUUCAUAGCAAGGAUAGUAUGUGUCACUUGUCCUAAAUCAAGGAGAAAUGCCCUGUCCUCUCUAUUGUAGAACUGAAUCAUUUGCUAAGGGUUUCACAACACAGGCCAUUUUCGUCCUAGAAAGCUGAUCAAGAAAUUGCGUUAACAAAAAAGACAUUGAAGGUACUCUGAUUUUUUUCGUAAUUUUUUUUCCGUUCUUUAACGCAUAUUCUUAUUAGUUUCGUUUAACAGGUAUAACUAAGGUAAAAUUCCCUUAACAGAUUUUUUUCUGUAUUUACUUACAGAGAAAAAGACAUCUCUAGAAGGGAGAGACAAAUAAAUGCACUUUCCCUCUACUUUUUCACUUCGGCUUUGGCGCCAAAUUACUUAAUCGUACUUUUUAAAAUGUAUUUUACGUUAAUUUGCCUAUAAAUAUUAUGUAAUUAAGCUUGCAAAUUUAUUGUUUGUUUCUUGAAUUAAUUUUACUAAAAGUCUAGGACGAUAGUUUGCCGAAAGGCUUGUGGGGUCGUUUGGCUGAUUUGUUAUGUCCUGCCAACACCAGAAUACUUGUCAGCAUUCCCUUAACCCAUUUAGAAAUCACGGCAAGUUUGAAAUGCAAAACACUCUAACCUAAUAUAUUUCAAGCACCUUUUUUGAGUGAUAAGCCCAUGUUAUUUCAUUAUAGAUAAAUUGUGCACUGAAAGAGUGUUUACCCCUAAAGAGUGUUUACCCGAGAGUGAAAAGCAUUAAUGAAGAUAUAUGGACAUGUGAGAGCAUUAGUUUGGUUAAGUAUGAAAACAAAAACUGUAAUAUAUUUACACUUUGUAAAAAGAAUAAACGGAGUAAAGAGUGAAAUAUAAAAUACUGUCCAGAGAAGACAGCUUCAGCUUUGUGCAAUAAAAAUAAGUCUGAGGA
Messenger RNA from Nematostella vectensis (starlet sea anemone), 5755 nucleotides. Its product is annotated as serine/threonine-protein kinase SIK3. Bases 6 to 3569 code for a protein of 1187 amino acids. Gene Ontology annotation, molecular function: ATP binding; protein serine/threonine kinase activity; tau-protein kinase activity. The record is from RefSeq and is a predicted model, not a curated record. Gene Ontology annotation, cellular component: cytoplasm. Gene Ontology annotation, biological process: microtubule cytoskeleton organization; intracellular signal transduction; protein phosphorylation. Lineage: Eukaryota; Metazoa; Cnidaria; Anthozoa; Actiniaria; Edwardsiidae. The transcript is spliced from 9 exons.